This is a messenger RNA of Trichomonas vaginalis G3, 924 nucleotides long. RefSeq lists its product as uncharacterized. The transcript has a single exon. The record is from RefSeq and is a predicted model, not a curated record. Lineage: Eukaryota; Parabasalia; Trichomonadida; Trichomonadidae. Bases 1 to 924 code for a protein of 307 amino acids.
AUGUCCCCGCAAUUCGGAAUUGGAGUUUAUAUUUGUCCGAAAUGUGAACAAACUAAAGUUAUUAAAUAUAAUACAUCAGAUGAUAUUACCUACAUUACUGUACCAAAGCCAGUUAAAUCAGAAGAUCAAAGAUUAAAAUACAAGUUUACGAUUUGUAAUUGGCUAGCAUCAACAAAUCGAAGCAAAGUUAUUUUAUAUAUAAAACCGGACGAUUUUGAUCCAACUGGAAACAUCCAAAAAGAAAUUGAUGAAUUAUACGGACCAGGAAGAGUUAAAUACUUGGGUGACUUAAAAUCGAAUAAAGAUGGCAUUCCAUACAUAGAUGAUUGGUUUAGACGCGGAAUCCAGGAUUCAGAAACUCUAUAUGUCAGCUUUAUUAAUACAGAUAUUUUAUUAUCAAGUAACUGGUACUUUGCAAUCAAGCAAACAUUCAAUGCUUUACCAGAUAAGAAACUCGUGAUUAUCAAUCAGCGAAUUGAUUUUGAUUUAGAAAUGCAUAAAAUGAGAGAAAUGAAUUUAUCGACUGACUUAUUACAUCAAACAGAUAAACUAGUUGAAGGUUCAAGACAAACAAUACAUUCUCCGUUUGGAGUUGACUUAUUUACUUUUAGAUUAGACAAACUUCCAUUUGAUCCGAAUGUUAUUCCACCAUUUAUCAUGGGAAGAUACAAUUGGGAUAACUGGUUGUGCGGCUAUCUUAAUGAGAAUACUGAUACUCUAACAUUUGGUCUUGAACCAGCUGUUUAUCAUAUAAAUCACGUUCGUCAUUCAUUUGAUACAAAAGAUCCAAAAGUUUAUAUUAACGAACGAUUAAGAUUCAUCAACUAUGGCUAUUUCGGAUCAAAUUAUGACACAGUUCUAUCAUUGAUCGAUGGGAAAAUUGUUGGUAAUUCAGGAACUAUUGCUGAGCUACCAGGAAUGUGA